AUGUCUUUCACCGACUUCUCAAACAUCGAGUCUCUACAAAAGUUGAACUCUCACUUGGCUGACAAGUCAUACGUCGAAGGUACUUCCGCUUCUCAAGCUGACGUUACCGCUUACAAGGCUUUCCAAAAGGCUUUCCCAGACUUCACCAGAUGGUUUAACCACGUCGCUUCCAAGGCUGACGAAUUCGACAGCUUCCCAGCUUCUAAGGCUGCCCCAGCUGCCGAAGAUGAUGAUGUCGAUUUGUUCGGUUCUGAUGAAGAAGAAGAUGCUGAAGCUGAAAAGAUCAAGGCUCAAAGAGUUGCUGAAUACGAAGAAAAGAAAUCUAAGAAACCAUCCAAGGGUGCUUCCAAGUCCAUUGUUACUUUGGAUGUGAAACCAUGGGAUGACGAAACCAACAUGGAGGAAUUGAUCGCUAACGUUUUGGCUAUCAAGAAGGAUGGUCUAACAUGGGGUGCUCACAAGUUGGUUCCUCAAGGUUACGGUAUCAGCAAGUUGCAAAUUAACAUGGUUGUUGAAGAUGACAAGGUCUCCAUGGAUGACUUGCAAGAAACUGUUGAAGGUGAUGAGGAUCACGUUCAAUCCACUGACGUUGCUGCUAUGCAAAAAUUGUAA
Messenger RNA from Zygosaccharomyces rouxii, 612 nucleotides. RefSeq names its product translation elongation factor 1 subunit beta (gene EFB1). Gene Ontology annotation, cellular component: cytosol; eukaryotic translation elongation factor 1 complex. Gene Ontology annotation, molecular function: translation elongation factor activity; guanyl-nucleotide exchange factor activity. The coding region runs from base 1 to 612 and encodes 203 amino acids. The record is from RefSeq and is a predicted model, not a curated record. NCBI's taxonomy places the organism in Eukaryota, Fungi, Ascomycota, Saccharomycetes, Saccharomycetales, Saccharomycetaceae. Gene Ontology annotation, biological process: translational elongation. The transcript is spliced from 2 exons.